CACAAUGCUAGACAUUAUACAUAUGUCACGCAUAAGCCGUUACCUUAGUCGGUUUAUUUAUUCAUCACGUAUUAUUUAUUUUUUUAAGUAUGUGUAAUAUCGUAUGUGUGCCUUGUGAGGGUAAUGAUAAUGAUGAUGGUGAUGACGAUGAUGAUGAUGAUGGUGAUGACGAUGAUGACGAUGAUGAUGAUGAUGAUGACGUCAAUGAUGACGAUGAUGAUAAGUAUGGUAUUCAUGAUCCUAACAACUGAUCUGCUGUCUGUGAUUAGCAAGAUGAUGUAGAAGUGAACUGGAAUCUCGAAUACAUCGAGCGUUACUGUGUUAAUGUGCAACUGGAGAUAUCCAGCCUUACGUCGCACAUUUCUUAUCUAUAUGUUUGGUGGUACAUGGCGUGCUAAAUUUCCAAGACAAAGUGAUCAUCCUAGACAAAUUUGCUGCAAUUUGAGAUUUAUAGAAAGAGGACCCGUUUUGAAAAGAUUUUUUGAUUCAGUGUAGAUAGUGGCUACAGGAUGAGCGACAACCAGCUCAUCAACCAUUUUCCAAACCACUAUGAAAUAUCUCGAAAGGAUCUUUUGGUGAAGAAUAUCAAAAGGUAUAGAAGAGAACUAGAGAAAGAGGGUAAUAGCUUGGCUGAGCGAGGAGAUUCAAAAUAUCUUCAUUUGGAUUUUAUACCAGUAACAUUUGUUCUACCUGCUGACUACAACAUGUUCGUUGAAGAAUACAGAAAAGCACCUCAAAGUACGUGGAUAAUGAAACCUUGUGGCAGAUCGCAAGGUUCUGGAAUAUUUCUCAUCAACAAGCUUUCCAAGUUGAAGCGAUGGUCUAGGGAGUCAAAAACUCCAUUUCAACAGCAAUUGACGAAAGAAAGUUAUGUCAUUUCGAAGUAUAUUGACAAUCCAUUGCUGAUUGGUGGGAAGAAGUUCGACUUAAGGCUAUACGUCUUGGUCACUUCGUUCAGACCUCUGAAGGCUUACCAGUUCCGUCUAGGCUUCUGCAGAUUCUGUACAGUGAAGUAUGACUCCAGUGUUGCUGAAUUAGACAACAUGUAUGUUCAUCUGACAAAUGUGUCCGUACAGAAGCACGGUGGAGAAUAUAACUCACUCCAUGGAGGAAAGCUUAGCGUUCAAAAUUUGAGGUUACAUUUGGAAAGUACAAGAGGCAAACAAGUUACUGAGAAGCUUUUCGACCAAAUCAGUUGGCUGAUAAUCCACUCAUUGAAGGCGAUUGCACCUGUCAUAGCAACUGACAGGCACUGUUUUGAGUGCUACGGCUACGACAUUAUCAUAGACAACAAGCUGAAGCCAUGGUUAAUAGAAGUCAAUGCUUCGCCAUCGUUGACUUCGACAACAGCUAAUGAUAGGAUUUUGAAGCAUAAACUAUUGGAUAAUAUCUUCAAUAUAGUCGUACCUCCUACAGGCUUCGAAGAAAAUGGAAUGAGGACUAAGGGCCGUAUCGUCAGUCGUUUCUAGAAUUGUAGGACGCCUUCAUGGCCUCCUUGAUUUUCCUUCAGAAAGGCUGGGGCGUUUCUAAAUUUCUACUGUUCCGAGUCAGCGACAGCGCUCCCCUAUUGUGAGGAUGUGUUUUCUUUUUGAACAG
Molecule: messenger RNA, 1596 nt
Organism: Acanthoscelides obtectus
Lineage: Eukaryota; Metazoa; Arthropoda; Insecta; Coleoptera; Chrysomelidae
Source: the annotation of a GenBank genome assembly